Tuber aestivum (summer truffle) is the source of this 3783-nucleotide messenger RNA. The record is from the annotation of a GenBank genome assembly. Lineage: Eukaryota; Fungi; Ascomycota; Pezizomycetes; Pezizales; Tuberaceae.
AUGGAUCUCGAUUACGAUUCUUGCGCUCAGUUUCUGGCGAGGCUUGAGGCUGAUCCGGAAAAUCUCAACACCGACAUCAAUACCACCCCGAACAACGUUAAAAACUCGAAUCCUAAUAAUAACUUGGGAGGAUCUCCUGCUAGCGUGCUUGAUACCUCUCCCAUCGAUAACAGGAAUUCUGCCUCCCCUCCGGGCCUGUCAUCCGGCUCCGUUACAUCUCACUCGCCCGAAUCGCUUCGUUUCGACUACGACAUCACCUGGAAUCCGAACGACGCCGCUUUCUUUUCGCCGAUUGACGAGGGGAUUCUGUCCAGCCAGGCUUGGGAUCUUAUGUCAUCGCAGGGGCAACCGUCGAGCCAGCAACAGGGUCGGGUAGUUACGCCGCUCGGUGACUAUAUCAAGAUUGAGAACGACAACUCCCCGGGCCCUUAUUUCAGGAACUCUCAACAAGCAACCAUUUCCCCCACCCAAUCUUUGAUUGACCCCGCUACACAGACCGCGCUGGAGGGGGCAUAUUCAUUCGGGAAGGAGGGUGAUUCGUUGUUCAACUUCAAUAACUAUGGGGGUUCUGGGUCGGUAGGGCAGACGACUCGGGGGGAUAAUAACCCCGAGUCGUAUUCCCCGUUGGCAUGGAGAAAUCAACCUCAGCAACGGGAGGAUUUUACAGCUAUCGGAUGGCAAUCCCCUCCCCAGGCCCAGCAAGUUUCCCAGCAAGUUUCCCAGCAACGACAACAACGACAGCAGCAAACACCCCAAUCACAAGAGCCGACGCCCAUGGUGAACGGCCUCUCACCCUCAUCAUCACAUCACACUUCGACCAGCCCAGACUCCCGUGCCCACGAUUCGCACAGCGAUGACAAUGCAAUCCCUCGCCCGAAGAAACGGAAGACCAGCACCGACGACGCACCGGAUGGUGGCGCCUCGGCCUCAGCACCCACCACUGGCCGGAAACACCAACCGAAGAAAACGGCCCACAACAUGAUCGAGAAGCGAUAUCGGACUAAUCUUAACGAUAAGAUUGCGGCCCUGCGGGAUUCAGUUCCCUCAUUACGGGUUAUGGCCGGUACUUCGAAAUUGGGCGAGGACGACGAUGAAGAAGAUCUCGAGGGAUUGACGCCUGCACAUAAGCUCAAUAAAGCUACCGUCUUGGCGAAGGCCACCGAGUAUAUCAGGCACCUCGAGAAGCGGACGAAGCGACUGCAAGACGAGAACGAUCAAUUGAAGAACCGGCUGGCAGCGUUUGAGAAGUUGGCUACCAUGGGCGGUUCGAUGGGAGGCGCUGGUCAGUCGGGUGGUGGGUCUAGGGGCGGUGGUGGUGGCGGGCCCGGCGGUGGUUUGAUGAGUAGGCUGAUGGUGGGGAGUUUGGCGGGUUUGAUGGUUGCAAAUGGGUUGCAGGAGCAGGAAAAUGGAACCCGUCAACUCACUGCUUUCCCCACCGCGAUCGUGCAGAUGUUCGGUAUCCCCGAGUCUUCGGCUACAGCUGGGAGUCAUCUGUUUUGGCUGGCUUUCAGGAUGGUACUUCUCGUUUCGGCAGUUAUAUAUGUCAUCCUCCCAAGCUUUUUCGACUCCAGGACCAAGGAAAAGUCAAAGUCCAACACAUUCAGCACCGCUGCCUUAUCGCCUGUCCCGUCUCUGGCUUCAUCCUUGGAGGUUCGUCGUACCGCAUGGCUUACUGCUAUCCAAUCGGUUUGGGUGCCCCGUCAUUCUUUCGCGCUCGAGGUCGCUGCGUUGGCCUGUAAAACUUUGAAGCUCAGUCUCCGCAAGCUCAUCGGGUGGAACGGAUAUGCUCUGCUUACUGGCAUGACCGCGGAGCAUGAAGCUGCUCGGAUCAAGGCAUGGUCUAUUGCUUUGGAUGCUCAACUUGCCGGAGGUGAUGCUACUAUCACUCACUCGAGACUUAUACUCACCCUUUUGGCCUCUUUAACUUUACCGGCAACCCCAAGUCGUUUGAUGCUUAACGCCCUCCAUAUCAGAGUACUCUUUUGGGAUCUUGGAAGCACCUUCGAGGCCUUUGCCAACUGGCUUGCUAACUAUUAUUGGCUUGAGGCGAGAAACGUUCAGCAAAAGAGUUCGGAUGGUACCGAUUCCUCGGCCGAGAGCCUUCCGGAACACCUUGCCCGCCUCCUUUGUCUCGAACCCAACGAAGUCCUUCACAGCAAGAUCAUUCAGAAAGCCUACAACCUUGCUUACGACAGGGGGACUGGUGAGAAUUGCGAAGGCUACGACGAAGGUAUGGACACCGUUGUUGAGGACGAGUCAAUCCGUUCGCCACUGGAUGCUGUUGCCGCCUGGUAUUCUAGCUUGGUCCUCCAAGGAGUUCUUGCCGCAAAUCUUAAAGCCCGAAACAGUAAACUCACCCGAAGAAUGAUUGCCGAAGACCUCGAGACCGCAUUGGGCGUUGCUCCACCAAACAGCAAAGCCCAACUCCGAACUUUGGUCGCGAAGGCAAUGCUGGAAGACAAAGACGACGGUACUGUUCUCCGCGCAGCACUCAAAGCUUUCGAGGAAGACAUCCAGCCCCACGAAUCAACCCCCGGCGGUGUUUCCCGAAUCCCGGUAUCCAGACCCCACGUCCCCACAGCCAUAACAACAGACAUCAAAAUCGCCGUCCGCUGCGCCAUGGCCCUAAACCUCCUUCGCAACAGCUCCCGUGCCGGUGCCAUCCGUCUCUUCAGCGAACUCGACUGGCAGGCUCAGGAAUCCGGUGACAUUAAGAGCAAGCUUGGUCUCCUUGGCUUUGCGGCUAUCUGGAGGACACUUAAUCGAUUCAUUGCUAGCGACGAUCGCUGGGCUGUGGAUGCCGGUGAAAGUGUUGAUAAGGCCGCGGGCGUGCUUAGGGUUUGGAUUGGGGGGAAGAACGUGUCUAAGCGGGCCGGUGUGCACAAGGAUGAUUGCAAGAAGGUCAUUGACUUUUGCAAUUCUCUGCAGAAGAGGUUGGCUGGCUUGUCGGAUGACUUGGACGAUGGGUAUGCUAGUGGGGGGUUGGACACUCAGAGGAAGAAUGCCGGGGUUGUUGCUGCUUGAGGAAUUUUUGUUUUGUUUUUCUCCGCCAUCUCUCUGCUCUUUUCCUUUGAGUCGUCUCUUGGAAAAUGCCUCUUUUGUGUGUGUACACUAGAUUCAUUGGUUGGUUACUUUUGGGGGGAAUUUCACUUUAUUUUUUCCUUUCAAAGGAAACGGUGCGUAACUUGUCAUGUCAGGAUGAGGUCGAGUUAAUUGGUUGGCUCGGUUUUGUCUCAUUUUAUUUGUUUGCUUCAUCUACCAAAGCUUUUUUUUCUUUCGAUACCUUUCCUUUCGGUUGCCUGGGAAUAUCCUAUCCUGUGUUGACGUUGUCUUUUUUACAUUUCUUUCUGGAAUAACGGAAUUGGGGAUUUUUUUUUUCUUUUUCAAAUUGCAGUUAGACUACAACUUAGUUUAACUACAAGUAUCGUAUUCAUUGAUUUAGUUCAUUCGUAUCAUACCAUUUCAUUUUGAGUUGACUGAGUUAUUUGCGAUAUCCAUUCUUGUUUGUAGCGUAUCAAUUGAUUGAUUAAGUUAAGGCUGGCUUUCGGUUCGGUGUUAUAUUUCAUUUGGCGUUGGCAUAGUACUCGUACAUGCACAGAAGUUGGGGCUUCUGCUUCUUCUCACUCUUUUUUCUACAUCUGGUUUGGGAGGAAAGACCUUAGACCUUAGACAACACUGUAUGUGUAUAAUACUGCAUACCUUAUGGUACUGCGCUUGCUCUCAUCGGUUGUAUCAAAUACCGGUAUACCUCCCGUUGCCCAUUUACAGUUCUGGGCUCUCCGC